Messenger RNA from Cimex lectularius (bed bug), 1363 nucleotides. RefSeq names its product ubiquitin-conjugating enzyme E2 N. Bases 385 to 840 code for a protein of 151 amino acids. NCBI's taxonomy places the organism in Eukaryota, Metazoa, Arthropoda, Insecta, Hemiptera, Cimicidae. The transcript has a single exon. The record is from RefSeq and is a predicted model, not a curated record.
AAGGAAUUGUUUCGUUCUCUUUUUAAGCCGGUUUAGAAGUUCACCAAAAGUUUAAGCCUUUCUUUCAAGUCCAAAUCGAAAAGUGUAAAGUCAAAACUUGAGUGAGCGAUUGGAGCAGGGAGCCGUUUGAAGAAGGCAGGGCCAGGGAGUCCAUCUUUACUCGAUUCGGCAACAGUUGUUAACCUUACCGUUGUUCGAGUCGGAUUGUAAAACAAGGGGAAUAAAAGUUCGGCUGUUAAUUAAAAUAAGUGAGCCGGGUGCGCGUGUGUGUCCUGAAGAAGUGAAUCAGGUCGCGAAGAGACGGGAAAAGGCGAUCCUCGCGUAUUCGAGCCUUUUUGGAGAGGAGGAUCCACCAGGAGAAAAGAGGGCGUUCGAAGUGUCGAAAUGGUCUCUCUUCCGAGGAGAAUAAUAAAAGAGACGCAGCGCCUCCUCCAGGAGCCGGUGCCCGGGAUCAGUGCUGUCCCGGACGACAGCAACGCCCGCUAUUUCCACGUUAUCGUCACCGGGCCGGACGACUCGCCGUUCGAGGGCGGCCUCUUCAAGUUGGAGCUCUUCCUCCCCGAAGACUACCCCAUGUCGGCGCCCAAGGUGCGCUUCGUCACGAAGAUCUACCACCCGAACAUAGACAGGCUCGGCAGGAUUUGCCUAGACAUCCUUAAGGACAAGUGGAGCCCCGCUCUGCAGAUCCGCACGGUCUUGCUCUCGAUUCAGGCUCUCCUCAGCGCCCCCAACCCGGACGACCCUCUGGCCAACGACGUCGCUGAGUUGUGGAAGGUCGACGAAGCCGAAGCCAUACGCAACGCAAAGGAAUGGACUCGCCGCUAUGCCAUGGAAAACUAAUACAUCUCUUACAACAACAACAAAUCAAUCGAAAAAUCACUUCAAAACAGAAGAGGACAUUCAUUAUUAUACAUAAUGUGAUAUACAUAAUAUAAUUAUAUAUUUAUACCGUACAUUAAAUUUACUCCCCUUCCUCUGCAGCAUAAAUACCCCAUGAAAACCAAUAGCCAACCAUGAAAAGAUCUCUUCUUGAAAACACUUCUAUACGAGAGUGAGUUAGCAAAGUCGAGUUCUCAUAUUUUGUUCUUUUUUUUAGCUCACGGCAUACUUUGCAUACACAGUAGUACGGUGUGCACUUGAAAAAAUGGAAACUCGUCCCAGAAUUGUGCGAUUGGAUGCCGUUAUUAUUAUAAUUAACAUUAUGAUAUAUAUUUUUUUUGAGCCAAACAAUUUUCGUAAAAGUAGAACAUACGUUUGUUGUAUUUAAAAUAUCAAUGUGUGAAAGAAAUUUUAUCCAGGAAAAAUUGAUAUACGAGGAAAUGUGUACGAUAUGCAUUCUCAGAAAUAUAAUUUGUUAUCGUAA